This is a messenger RNA of Tetranychus urticae (two-spotted spider mite), 1213 nucleotides long. RefSeq lists its product as uncharacterized. Lineage: Eukaryota; Metazoa; Arthropoda; Arachnida; Trombidiformes; Tetranychidae. Gene Ontology annotation, molecular function: oxidoreductase activity. The record is from RefSeq and is a predicted model, not a curated record.
AAUUUCUUGGUGAAGAUUUUUUUCUUACGAUUUUUCUCACUUGUAAUUUAUUUACAAGUUGUAAACACAACUGUUUCUCCAUUUAUUUAACUCUGAUUACAAUUAAAUGUGAUAUUUUGAAUAUCUGAUCUCCAUAUAUAUCAAUUAACAUUUGUUUUGAACCAGUAAUCAUUUGUAGUUGGUGCCUUCGACUCAUCAUUUUUGUUUUUAGUUUUGGUUGUUGAUUAACUAGUCUCAAACUUACUACUGUUACGUUACAAAAUGGCACAAUUUCUUAAUAAAGUGGCCAUUGUCACAGGAGCCAGCUCUGGGAUUGGAAAAGGUGUUGCUAUGCAUUUGGCUUCCCUCGGUUGUUGUUUAUCCUUGAGUGGACGAAAUCGGGACAAUUUGAAUGAAACAAGAUUGAAAUGCUUGGAAUCAAGUAAUGGACUAGUCAAAGAAAAUCAAAUUAUUGUUGUUGAAGGUGAUCUUGUUGACGAGAUUAAUCGUGUAAAUUUGAUCAAUAAAACCAUUGAUCAUUUUGGUAGACUAGAUGUUUUGGUUAAUAGUGCUGGAAUCAUUGCUAAAGGAACCGUUGAGGUAACUCCACCAGAUGUUUGGGAUAAAGUUAUGGAUGUAAAUGUGAAAACUGUUUUCCAUCUCACACAAUUAGCUAUUCCUCACCUAAAGAAGACGAAAGGAAACAUUGUCAAUGUCUCAAGUGUUAACGGAUUGAGAGCUUUUGCUGGUGUUGCUGCAUAUUGUGUAAGCAAAGCAGCUUUAGACCAACUCACAAGGAAUACUGCAUUAGAGCUUGCUGCUGACGGAGUUAGAGUCAAUUCUGUAAACCCGGGUGUUAUCAUCACAGAGAUUCACAAGAGAGGUGGAAUGAGUGAUGAAGAAUAUGCUGCUUUCCUUGAAAAGUCCAAAACAACUCAUCCACUCGGAAGACCAGGAAAUGUAGACGAAGUUGCUCGGGCUGUAAGAUUCCUGGCUGAUAAUCAAGAUUCAUCUUUCAUAACUGGUGUUACUCUUUCUGUUGAUGGUGGUCGUAAUCUUGUCUGUCCUCGCUGAGGCUCAACUUCAACUCAAAUAUUGAUUCCCUUUUUGUCAAUCUGCAAUUAAACCAAUGGACAACUAAAACUUGAUUGAUAUUUAAACUUUGUUUAACGCAACAUUUAUAAAUGUAUUAAUAGAUUAUAUUGUUAUUAAAAAUAUUGGGAUAAGCACUCAA